This is a messenger RNA of Jaculus jaculus (lesser Egyptian jerboa), 1084 nucleotides long. RefSeq names its product Fc receptor like A (gene Fcrla). Gene Ontology annotation, biological process: cell surface receptor signaling pathway. Gene Ontology annotation, molecular function: transmembrane signaling receptor activity. Lineage: Eukaryota; Metazoa; Chordata; Mammalia; Rodentia; Dipodidae. The transcript is spliced from 5 exons. The record is from RefSeq and is a predicted model, not a curated record. The coding region runs from base 38 to 1084 and encodes 348 amino acids.
GUGUGUUGUGGUUGUAGGAGAGCCAAACACAGUCGACAUGAAGCUGUGCUGUGGCCUCCUGGCCUGGGCCCCGGACCUUUGCCUAGCUCUGCUCCUGGCAGCUCAGAUGUUAAGGGCUGCCAGUUUGGAGACUCUGCAGUGUGAAGGACCUGCCAGUACUGGGAAGAGAAGUUGCCAGACUGAUGAUGAUGAUGAUGAUGUGACCCACCCUGGAGAAGAUGGCUUCCAGGUCAAGGGCUACACGUUCAGUGAACCCUUCCAUCUGAUCGUGUCCUAUGACUGGCUGAUCCUCCAAAGUCCAGCUGUACCCAUAUUUGAAGGAGACACGCUGGUUCUGCGCUGCCGGGCCUGGCAAGACUGGCCACUGACUCAGGUCACUUUCUACCGAGACGCCUCAGCCCUGGGGCCCCCUGGACAGAACCAGGAAUUCUCUAUUGCUGUGGCUCAAAAGUCAGACAGCGGGCACUACCACUGCACAGGCAUCUUCAAGAGCCCUGGUCCUGGGAGCCCAGAGACGGCAUCACCUGUAGCCAUCACAAUCCAAGAACUAUUUGCAGCCCCAGUUCUCAAAGCCUCAUCGUCUGAGCCUCAGGAAGGAAGCCCGAUGACUCUGAAGUGUCAGACGAAGCUGUCCCUGCAGAGGUCAGCUACCCGCCUUUUCUUCUCCUUCUACAAGGAUGGACGCACGGUGCGUAGCAGAGGUGGCUCCUCAGCACUAGAGGUUCCUGUUGCUUCCAUAGAGCACUCUGGCUUGUACUGGUGUGAAGUAACCACUGAGGACAGCCAAAUUCGGAAACAGAGCCCACAACUAGAGGUCAGGGUGAAUGGUCCCUCUAGUCCUGCUGCAUCCUCCACCUUGAAUCCAGCUCCUCAGAAAUCAGCUGCUCCAGAAGUUUCUCCAUUGCCCACCCCUUCUCCUGAGCACCCAAGCGAUUCUUCCCCAGAUCCUCACCUACAUCACCAGAUGCGCUUACUUCUCAAACUCAUGCAGGAUGUAAGAGUUCUCCUUGGUCACCUGGUCAUAGAGCUGAGGGGCUCGCAUGGUCAUCUGCAUCCUAGAACCACAGAGGCUGUUGACAAAUGA